Messenger RNA from Hypomesus transpacificus, 1536 nucleotides. It is a transcript of the gene hoxd10a, whose product is annotated as homeobox D10a. NCBI's taxonomy places the organism in Eukaryota, Metazoa, Chordata, Actinopteri, Osmeriformes, Osmeridae. The transcript has 2 exons. Bases 92 to 1099 code for a protein of 335 amino acids. Gene Ontology annotation, molecular function: DNA-binding transcription factor activity, RNA polymerase II-specific; RNA polymerase II cis-regulatory region sequence-specific DNA binding. Gene Ontology annotation, biological process: regulation of transcription by RNA polymerase II. The record is from RefSeq and is a predicted model, not a curated record. Gene Ontology annotation, cellular component: nucleus.
GUAGAGAGGCAUCCUGAGUUACACGGAGAUUGUUUUGCUAGAUAUGUCAGUUUACAAAGGACAUCUCUCUCGUCUUUAAAACUAAUCCAAAAUGUCCUUUCCCAACAGCUCUCCCGCGGCAAAUACUUUUCUAGUUGAUUCGUUAAUUGGUGCUUGCAGGACUGACAGCUUUUACUCCAACAGCAACAUGUACAUGCCGUCCGGAGUAGAAAUGGGAACUUACGGAAUGCAAACCUGUGGACUCCUGCCGUCUCUCGGUAAAAGAGGGGACGUCAACCAUCAAAAUAUGGGCAUGAAUGUCCAUUCGUACAUACCUCAAAUUGAUAAUUGGACGGAUCCGAGAUCUUGCAGAAUAGAUCAACAGUCCAACCAAUUGUCUAAUUGUACAUUUUCACAAAACAUUAAGGAGGAGAGUAACUGCUGCAUGUAUUCCGACAAGAGAGCAAAGGUCAGGUCGUCCGAUGUCCCCGCAUACCCUAAUAUAAUCCCAGAAUCGUGUUCAGUUGAUGGCCCUGAGAUCCCUGUUCCGGGCUAUUUCAGACUGAGUCAAACAUAUGCGAGUGGAAAACACCAGGACUAUGGCCACGAGACGACGAGUCCAAACACGACAUUGAUGCAGCUUAACAGAGUCACUCCUAAAUCGCAGCUACCUUCCUUUGUCGAAGUGGACAAGAAAACAGUCGAGGUACCGCAAACCCGGGAAACCAGCAGAACCCCCACACCAGUGCAAAGUCCAGAUCCCAAGCCCAUCGCGCAGGAGGAGAAAAAUUGCUCCACUGAAGCGUCAGUCUCUAGCCCGGAGUUGCCACAGAAGGAGACGAAAGAUUCCAAGAUUAAUACUCCAACAAGCAAUUGGUUGACAGCAAAAAGUGGAAGGAAGAAAAGAUGUCCUUACACAAAGUACCAGACGCUAGAAUUGGAAAAGGAGUUUCUAUUCAACAUGUACCUGACUCGAGAGCGCCGUCUAGAGAUCAGUAAAAGCGUCAACCUAACCGACAGACAAGUGAAGAUUUGGUUCCAAAACCGUAGGAUGAAGCUGAAGAAAAUGAGUAGGGAAAAUCGAAUUCGGGAACUUACCUCAAAUCUCACCUUUUCGUGAAAGUGAAUAUUUGAAAGGCACUGCUAUUGUAUAUUUGUGCUUCCCUCUUUACAUGGGAUGGAAUGCAGUGGGGGAUUGGACUCAAGAUUCAUUAUUUUAUCCAACGAAACUGUGAUUGUACCGUUACUUUUUAUUUACAUGGUGACGCAUUGUGUAUUUUGAAUUAUGUUACAUCGCAGGGUUAUAGUCUUAAAUUAUUGGAAAUAUGAUACACAUCCAUUUUGGACAGUUUUUGUGAUUGUGAACACAUCGCAAGAGCGACUUAUUUGGAGAGUCAUAAUAUGUUAGACAAGCACAUUUAGUCUACUAAGAGUGAUUUGAUCGUGUACCAUUAGUUCAGAAUUGAGCGCAAACUCAACUGCUCAAUAGUAAUCGUAUUCGUCUCUGUCCAGCCUAAAUGUGGUUUUACAUGUUGGUGUUUAAAUCUAUUGCAUGUU